AUGUCGGUUUCUGUCGAGGAGGGAGCACCGGAUGUUGCGGAAUCCCAGGUUGGGGCCUUCCCGGGGAGGAAGGAGAAGAGGAAGGCUCUCAAGAAACUGAAGAGGAAGGAGAUCAGGAGGGAGCUCGCUAUUAAGGAGCGGGAGGAGGAAGAGGCCCUUGCCAAUGAUCCGGAGGAGCAGCUGCGGAUCCGUCUAAGGGAGCAGGAGGAACAAGAGGCGGCGGAGCGUGAGAGGAAGGCGUUCGAGGAGAGCGAACGGUUCUGGCUGCAGACCCUUGCUACCCGCCGGGCUGAGCAGGAAGAAGAAACCCGACGGAAAAGGCUUCUGGAAGAAGAAUCCUGUGAGGAUGAGGUCAUGAUUCCUCUUAUACGUAUUUUUACUCGUUGUUUAGGAGUGGCGUAUUGUUCUUCCAUAAUGGGAAUUUAUGGAAAUUAAAUGUCGGAUCAUCGUUUAAAACAUCGGGUUGUACGCGUGCUCAAUUGCUGAUCUGAUUCCCACAUCGUUCAAAUGGUAUUGCUGAACUCUUAGCAGGUAAAAGAUACAGAUGAUUUUGGUGGAGGUGACGACUGGGAGUACGUGGAGGAAGGACCGGCAGAGAUCAUCUGGAAGGGAAAUGAGAUAAUUGUGAAGAAGAAGCGAAUCAGGGUGCCCAAACGGUUGGACCAAGAGGUGCCUCCCUUGCUAGUUAUCUAUUCCCCUCUGGGACCCAUCAUUUCAGGUCUUGUCUACUGCAUUUUUCUGUCAUUCUCUCGAAAUGUUAAAAGUGUACCAGUUGCAGGAGGAUGAGAGACCUACGUCCAAUCCACUUCCACCUCAAUCCAUUGCUUUUGAUGCUUCCAAGACUUUGCCACCUGUCUCUGCGCAAGAAAUGCUCGACAACGUAGCACACCAGGUCCCUAAUUUCGGAACAGAGCAGGUUGGCUUCGUAUAUUGCCACCUUCUUUGCCGGAGAAAUUUUACUUUCGUUUUCUGACGGUCUUUUUCGUUGGCAGGAUAAAGCUCAUUGCCCCUUUCACCUCAAAACUGGGGCUUGUCGUUUCGGAGCACGAUGCAGUAGAGUUCAUUUCUAUCCUGACAAAUCCUGCACAUUGCUAAUCAAGAACAUGUACAACGGCCCUGGUCUUGCUUGGGACCAGGACGAGGGGCUUGAGGUCUGUAUGAUCCGUGGCUGAUGUUGUAUCCUGAACAUUCUUUUCUUUUCUAUACACACUUGGCAUAGAAUUUCUAAAAUAUCAUUCGAUACAUCUGAUUCUUUUUGCGAGUUGGCGUUAGAAUGACCUAGUUUUGAGGUUGUUUCCGGCAUUGUGAUUUCUGUGACCUCUCGGAAAGUAUGUUGCUGUAUUCCAUUAUUUAUAUGAAUCGUUUUGGAAACCAUUGACUUUUAUUUGAACAGAAUUCAUUGAGAGACGGAUUUAUGACCUGGGGGAUGAGUUGGGAACCCGUGAUGUGAUUAUUUUGAUUUCUUGCCCCCGUUUUGAAGUGAUAGUGUGAAAUGGAUUUUCAUUUUAUUUCUCAUUCCCAUGUCAACUCUCUUCAUUGCUAUAACCGUCAUCUCCUUGCGGACAACAACAAUUACCAAUGAACUUCUCACACAAUUUGGCACAUUCCUAAUUUUUACGCAUCCCCUGGAUUGUGUUGAUGAGACCAUAUUGCCAACAAUGAGCUCUCUGCGAAACUGUUAGAAAACGGCAUGCUGCAUGUUUCAGUCCUAAUUCCCUUCAUGGUUUCUCCCUCACUACUAUCUUUCUCCUGUUAAUGAAUGCUCCCAUUUCUCUUAUUUUUUCAUUAUAAUCUCGAAACUCAUUCCUACUGUUGUGGGUUGGUGCAUGUUCACAUGGUAUAAAUAUGUUAGCCUCAACAAAGAUGCAUACAAGACGCGGUGACUUUUGCUUCUCAUGUUGAAAUAUAUUGUUCAAUACAAUAUUUCCUUUUAUGAUUGGGAUUAUGCUUUCCUGAGAUCCUCAUCUCAUCAGUAGGCAGUUGCAUAUCAAGUUCAACCUAGUAGUCUUUACAUGGCUUCACCAAUUCUCAAGCUUCUAUUCAGAAUGUUAUAAUCUAUGGUUGAAAGUUUUUUGGAGUUUUGGUAAUCAUAAUGGCAGUUCAUUUCUGCCAUUCUGGUAUCUGUGGUUGAUAUUUAUGCUUUAUUAUUUCAAUGCAUUUUUUGUUUUUCAAAAACAAUCUUCGCAAUAGACUUCCUUCAAGAUUCUGUCAGCUGGUGUUCAGGCUUUACGCUUGUCUACGCAACCAGAUCAGAUUUUCUUGGAUUCUGUAUCCUAUGUUUAUUUUGCACCCUCAGUGAAGAUUGUUUUUAUGACACUAGAUUCAAUGUCGAUUGUGUGGGCUGGUCUUUGCCCUGCUUGAUUUUCCUCUUUGGAUUUCUCUCUUGAUUUCGAAUUUUGCUCCUUAACUUUGAGUAGUCUACCUUUAAUCUGCUAAGCUGUUGAUGACUUUUUGGUGAAGGAUGUUACUGGACAUGGACAUAUUGACAGGUGAUAACGACAUAAUGGAACCAUCUAUUUUAGUUUUUAAAUACUUCUUACUUGUUGGAUCGUUACUAAAAAUAAUUUUCAUGAUUCUGUCGUAGUAAUAUGCGGUCAAACUAGUUUUUCCUUCAUGACAAGCCUUUUCAAAGUUUCUAGAGAGGUGGAAGUUCGUUCUGUAUGCAGGCCAUGGGUUAAGCUGGGAGUACAGAUAUUCUUUCUGAUUAUGUCAUUCAUCUGUCAUACUUAUCUAUUACUGAAUAUGCUGACAUAAAAAUGCGUCUAUAUAUGCACUGGAAGUUUAUUACAACUCGUUAGGGCGAUUGAGAAUCACAUUUGUCAGAAAUUUGUUUUUAUUUCCAAAGCACGCUGACACCAUUGAAAUGCUCUCAUGAAUUGGUUCUUUGCGUCACCAUUUAACAUGCUUGUAUGGGUUAGUUCUCUAUUAACUAGCAUUUUAGUAAAGGCUACACUCGUGCCAGUCAGAUGUCUCUCUGCAACUCAAAAACGACUGCUCUCUAGGUGUUAUUGUUUGUAGUAUCAUUUUGCGAAAGAUCAUUUACCUAGUAAAUUUUAAAUGACUUAUCGGUAGACGUAAGAGACCGCCAGAAUCCAUCCUGUAAUUGAAAUCCUCUCUGAGUCAACUGCUCUCUAGAUCUCACCAGUCAAUAGUUUUCUUACAACGCCAUUAAGUCAUCAUUUCUAGUGCUGUCGAUUAUUCUUAUGUUAACCUGUAGUGAUUCAUACUUUAACUUCGACUUACAAAAACGAUUGAGGGCCUCAAUUUUCAUUUCUGUGGUUGCCUUACGCUUUGUAAGCCAAAGAUUCCAUCUGUUUAGUGUACUGGUUAGAAUAUCCUAUUCUGUAUGUCUUCAGAUCGUGGAAGUGCAUUCCUGUUUUUCUUUAGUAGUAAUUACCGUAAAAUUUGGUGAUAGAAGAUAAAUACAUUAUUGUGAUUACAUUUUGCUUAUGUUUUGAGAAAAACUGCUCGUGUUUCUCUGUUACUUAGUAUGUGUUCAAAGACUUAUCUUCUCUCUGAAAUGCCUAUUCCAGUAUACAGAUGAAGAGGUCGAACGCUGUUAUGAAGAAUUCUAUGAAGAUGUGCAUACGGAGUUCUUGAAGUUUGGGGAACUUAUCAAUUUCAAGGUUGCCAAACUUUGAUUUUUGAAGAGUGUAUCCGCUCAUUUAUUUUGAGUAACCGAAAGUUCUGCAUUGUUGAACAAUGAGUCAUUUUUACCAAGUUUUAUUCAUCAGUUUCCAGUUUUUGUAUCCUAAUUUUAUGCUGAUAUCUUGGCUUGGCACCAUCCACUCUUCAAAAAGGUCUCCACACAGAUAUUUGAAUUUCAGACUAUGUUUAUUUGCAUUUAAUUCAAUUGGCUACACUCCUUUUAUAUUUGUAGUGUGCGUAGAAUAUUUCAGAACAGGGUUUCUACUUUAAAAUGGUUCUAUUUCUCGGUUUAAGGUAGUUUGCUAUCGUCGCAAGGAUUCUCAAUGGAAGCUUUAUUGUCAGGUGUGUAGAAAUAGUUCAUCUCAUCUGCGGGGAAAUGUCUACAUACACUAUAAGAAUCUAGAGUCAUCUAUUCUUGCCUACAAUGCAAUGAAUGGUCGCUACUAUGCUGGGAAGCAGGUACUUCAUUACUCUUUUUUUUUUUUAUCAAUGUAAGUGUAGUUGUAUUUCCUUAUUAGGAGCGAUUUUUGGUGUUAUCCACAUUCUAGAAAAUUAAGAUAUUCAUGAUCUGUGGUUUAUCCUUUGUUUUAUUGAUCUCAUUGGGGAUUGCAUCAAGUGAUCCUGUUUUUUCUUUGAGGUGCUUCGAUUCAAUACUUCUGACUUCUUUCCUUCUCCUUCCCUUGGAUUGAUCUCUAGAUUACUUGUGAGUUUGUUACUAUCUCAAGAUGGAAGAUAGCCAUAUGUGGUGAAUUUAUGAAGUCAAGGCUUAAGGUAACGCCAUAUCCAAGCUGGUCGUAGUAUUUAUGGCCUCAUUGACUCUCUUUUGAUCCCCCCGUUGUUUUUUUGCACUUCGCGUCUUUUGAAGCAUGUCUAUUGUUUUCAGUGAUCUUUACCGUCCCUGUGCUGUAAAAACCAAAAAUAAAAAAUAAAAAAAUUAUCUGAAUUCGUGAUUGAUAAUUUUGCUUUGGCAGACUUGUUCUCGUGGAACUGCAUGCAAUUUCAUCCACUGUUUCCAUAACCCUGGUGGGGAUUAUGAGUGGGCAGACUGGGAUAAUCCUCCACCCAAAUACUGGAUAAGGAAGAUGGCCGUUCUAUUUGGCACCUCUAAUGAACUGAGGCAUGAUGUUGAGCUUGAACUGGAUAAUUGGCGACUUCCAAGGGAGUUGAUCAAAGAACAAACGCAAGACCGUGAUAGGUAUGCGUACUUCAUUAGCGAUAUUACAAUAUGUUAUGAUACCUUAUUGAAUUUUUUACUGUUGGGAUUUUUUGAGCAAUUAUAAAGUAUAUCAGUGGUGA
This is a messenger RNA of Spirodela intermedia, 4944 nucleotides long. NCBI's taxonomy places the organism in Eukaryota, Viridiplantae, Streptophyta, Magnoliopsida, Alismatales, Araceae. The record is from the annotation of a GenBank genome assembly.